Molecule: messenger RNA, 1171 nt
Organism: Dothidotthia symphoricarpi CBS 119687
Lineage: Eukaryota; Fungi; Ascomycota; Dothideomycetes; Pleosporales; Dothidotthiaceae
Exons: 3
Coding region: 433-930 (165 amino acids)
Source: RefSeq, a predicted model, not a curated record
GCUGACCAGUAGAUGCGUGUGGUCAUUGCGUCGAGACAAAGGAGAAGUCGGUCGGCGUCAUGCGUUGGCCUUCCUCAUUCGUUCUCGCUCGUUGCGUUGAGCUCCUGUCGUCUCUAACAUUACAGCUCCUUCAAGAUCUACGAUCCUCUCGAUGCCUUUCAUCUCGUCGGCCAAGACACCUCCUUCCACCGAUGCGUUGAUACACCUGACAUCGCGUUCUAUGCACAGGUCAGCCCCUAACUGGAUGCAUGGCUAGCUCGGAACCGUGCCCCUGCAGCUGUACGAACCACACACCGCUCCCUCACCGAAACUUACAUGCGACCAACGGAACACAUUCUUUCAUAAAUUCUCGAUUUCCUUCCAAUUCUUGUAGUUUCAUAUAGCACCUGCACUCCUUUUCAAGUUCUACCUUCAUUUUAUAUCAAUAGCGAAAUGCCACCCCGAAGCGUGUGUUUGAAUGUGUUCACGACGAGUCUUGGCGAUGCGAACGCGGCGGUGAGAGAUGAUGGAACGUCCGCGUUCAAUAAUGGAGGUUUUGGUAGCUCAGGCCUAGAGAGGAGAGAUAGUGCGCAGAGUGACAACACUCAAAGAUCCCCAUCCAGCUCCGCCUCACCGCCACCAACGUCAACGUCAACAUCAUCAUUUCCUGCCGUUCACAGGCCCGAACUCUUCUCAUCGCUCAGACAUACGGCUAGCACUGAGAGUUUUAGUUUUUCUCUCGCUUCUAAACCAUGCUCCACAUGCUCAGGUGGGCCCGCGAAACUUCGCUGCUCUCGCUGCAAGGCUGCAUUUUACUGCGACAAGGCGUGCCAGAAGUCGGCGUGGAAAGCUCAUCGAACGGUGUGCGAACCUGCUUCUCAGUCUCAGGGUUACUCUGCUCCGGCAACGCCCAACUUUUCUACCCCGACCAGCCCCGUCAGCGAGUCUUGAAGAGUAAGGGAUAGACUGGGCCGAAUAUGCAGAGUCGCAUCAGAUCGGAACGUAAUGCUUGUAUAUUUUUGCGAUGCAGGAUGAGAGAGAAGGAGAGGAAUGAAACAAAAGCAAGGCUUUAACGACUUUUAACGACUAAAUGGGCAUUUCAGGUGUUGGCGUUCAUGGGACUCGAGCCUUUUUCUAGAACGACGAAGCAUUCAAUUGCUAAGAUAGAUCAAUUCAUUUUUAUCGCACUCAC